Messenger RNA from Vespa mandarinia (Asian giant hornet), 2088 nucleotides. RefSeq lists its product as uncharacterized. The record is from RefSeq and is a predicted model, not a curated record. Lineage: Eukaryota; Metazoa; Arthropoda; Insecta; Hymenoptera; Vespidae.
AAAAAAAAAAAAAAAAAAAAAAAAGGAAAUAUUCCCCAAUGCACUAUUAUAAUUUCAUUUCAGAUAAUACCGGACUUGAAGAAAUUCGAAGAUAUACAUAUCAAGGGAGAUCGAAUAAGUCUGGAAGAAAUGUAUGAUAAUUCAUUGAAGGUACCAAUAUGUUAUUACGCUCAUUAUAGUCCACCUGGAGGAACCGAUGAUAGCCCUGUACCACCGGAAUCGAUGUUGGUUUUAUCUGAUUUUGAUGCAACGAGCAUUAAAUUCUCCGAAGGAUUGACAUUCGCUGAAGCAAAAGCUGCCUUGGAUUCUAUAGCCUCGAUACAUGGUCUAUCGCUCAGCAUGAAAAUUAUAGACGGGAAACCUUUGCCGGAACGUUACCCGUUCCUAUUUCAAAAGGCCAAAGCGACAGAUUCUUAUCAACAAAUGGUAGAACGAGGAUUCUCUCAAUUGGCACGCUUUUUAGAACGUGUGCCAGGACUCGAAACUGUUCUCGAAGCUCUUAUGGCACUUCGACCAAAAACCAAAGACAUCAUCAUGACCCUUCUUGCUCCAGAAGGUCCAUUAGCUCUGAUCACGCAUACGGACUUCUGGUGUAAGAAUUUACAAUUUCAUUAUGCCCAGGAACGUACCACGUGUUUCAUUCUCGAUUGGCAAAUGGUUGCUUAUAGCAGACCAACGAACGACGUUGCAUUAUUAUUGUUGAGCUCAUUGCCAAGCAAAUUGCGCCGAAAACACACGGAAUCUCUUUUGGAUUCAUAUUGGAUCGCUUUAAAUCGUUCCUGCUUCCUUUACGGAGUUGAUAUACCAAAAGAUCUUGGAUAUACGAGGAAAGAUCUCGCUAAGGAUUAUAGAAAAUCUCAAUUAUUGGCAUUAUUACUUUGUAUUGGAUCUAUAGAUAUAGCUUUGGGACAUCCACAAACGGAACAACGUUUAAUCGAUGUACUUCAAGAUCUUCAUAAUGAUGGCAUAUUAACCGAAGAGAUUGCAAUAACGACGACAGAAGCGGAAGCUUAAACGGCCUUCCCCUAUUAAUGGAACUAUAAUUCCUUCCUAUUCCAGUGAAAAGAAAAAGAAAAGGGGGGAAGAAAAAAAAAAAAUAACAUAUAAUACACGAGCCAAGCUCUUCCAAAUGGGCCGUAGGAAGGUUUAUACUUCCAAGCUCUCUCGCUUCGAAGAUAUGGUAGCAGAAUUUUUAUGUCGAUGUGUAGACUUUAAUGCCAGCAAUGAUUAUUAAAGCAGUAUUAAAGAUCGGGCAAAAGUGUGAUAAUCGAUUACAUGAAUAUAAAGGGCAGUAUCGUGUCUCUUCUUUUUUUUUUCUUUUUUUUUUUUUCUUUUUUUUUUACCUUAAUGAAAAGAAAAGAAAAGGAAGGAAGGAAGGAAGAAAGAAAAGAAAAAAAAAAGAGAGAAAUUGAAAAAAAGGAAGAAGAAGAAGAAGAAAAAGAAAAUGAAAAAAAAAAGAUACAACCAAGGAUAAAAAAGAAAGAAGAGAAGAGGAACACGUUCAAUUGAAAAAUUAUAAAGUGCGUAAAAUAUGAAUUUGAUGAGAAUGUCAUUGAAUCGAUGGUAGAUUUAACAUGCACUACUUUCAUAUUUCUACCAUGUACUGCUCUGCACGAUCUUCUAAUUCACGGCACAAUUUAAUGAAAUCGAUAUAGGCCGUAAAACUCAUUGAUAUACGAUUUGAAAACGAAUGAGAAAAUAUACAUUUAGUAAUGAAUGCGCUUUUUUUUUUUUCCUCAAGCAUGACGUGUAACAUUAGGUAUUAAUGAACUUUUUAUCGACAACCUUAUAUAUACCAUUUCGCCGAUACUUCUGCUACUGUAAACCUUUUUAAUAACGUACCAUGUAUGUGUAUAUGGAUUGAGUUUUCAAACAUCUAUAUAUUAACGACGUGCUAUUUUUCUGUGCAUCAAAUUGAAAUGUGUUUAUUAAUAUAAUAUUUUAUAUUCGUUAAUAAGAACGAAACAUUUGUUAGAAAUCAUCCUAAGAGAAAAUGAUAAUAAUGCUAUUUAUGGGUGCUCCUUACUAUUUAUGGGUCAAAUACAUUUCCUCACCGAUCAUAUUAUUCUAACGAAUUAAAGAAAAGAA